This is a messenger RNA of Myripristis murdjan (pinecone soldierfish), 6675 nucleotides long. RefSeq names its product PTPRF interacting protein alpha 1 (gene ppfia1). The record is from RefSeq and is a predicted model, not a curated record. Gene Ontology annotation, molecular function: protein binding. Gene Ontology annotation, biological process: synapse organization. The transcript is spliced from 33 exons. Gene Ontology annotation, cellular component: presynaptic active zone. The coding region runs from base 1065 to 4814 and encodes 1249 amino acids. NCBI's taxonomy places the organism in Eukaryota, Metazoa, Chordata, Actinopteri, Holocentriformes, Holocentridae.
UGCUAGCCUGACCCGACCAUUGGCUGUCCCGACUGCCGAGAGAGGCAGGCAGUGGCGACAGGGAAGCACCGGGAACGACGGCCCUUCUGUUGGAAAUAACGAAGGAACCCGAGAAACUUUGACAGAAACGAGGAGAAUACGAGUUUUUCUAACCUAUGGUUUGGAUUUUCCAGACGGAAGAAGAGCUCGCUAACGUUAAAUGUUAGCUUGAAGUUUCCUCGUCAAGCCGUGAUGAUGUGGUGACGCGGCUCAACACAAAACGACGGGAAGCUAACGUUAGCCGGAGCGCUAACGUUACCCGAUAGAUUAACCAUUACACCAGGGGUUUUGGAGAUCUUUUUUCAGUUGUUUGUAGUCUUUUUAUAUGUAAACUAACUUAAGGCAAGAUAUUUAAACAUGUUGUCUAUUUUUGACCGAAAUAGAGUAUAUACUUUGUGAACUAACUUGGUAUAUGAAAGUAGCAGGCGAUAGCUACCUAGCAGGCUAGUAGCUAACCGUUAGCUAGCGUAGCUGUGUACUUUAAAACUGACUUCAAGCCAAAGAAUUCUGCUUCAAAUUAGCUAACGUUAGCAAGUAGUGGGCUACAAGCUGUUUCCACGUCAGCUAACUGUGUAAUCACCUGGCUGCUUGUUAGGAAUGGUUAUUUGCUAUGAGUUUGAAGUUGAAUUGACGAAGAUGGCGAUUGGUUUGUUUUGAAAAGCAAAGAUAUCCACUUUUCCGAAUCUAGCUAUGCAAUCAUCGAAUCACCAGCUUACUUAAUGCUAGCGUGCUAACGUUAGCCGGCUAAACUUGGAAUACUGCCCUCCUUGCUCACUUGAUGUGGGUCUAGCUUCGAGGCCUUUUGGAAAUUCCUCCCUUUAUUGCUGAAAAGACCCCUUUUUCACAGCCUUAAUGGAUUCCAGCGCCCGAGUGGAUUUGAAUAUGUUUUGAAUGACUGGAUGUUUGUGAAACAGGAUCCAUCGCAAUAUUUUAUCAUCGGAGAACCUGGCGUUCGUCGACUUUUAUCUGGCACUACAAAAUAAAGUGGACACUAGCUACAGUGGAAUUUGAACUACUUUGCAAAGAUGAUGUGUGAGGUCAUGCCCACCAUAAGCGAGGCAGAGGGACCUGGUGGUGGAGGUGGUGGUGGCCGAGGCUCUGGCUCCCCGCUGCAGUCGGACUCAGAGGGACACUUUGAGUCGCUGAUGGUGUCCAUGUUGGAGGAGAGGGACCGUCUUCUUGACACCCUGAGAGAGACCCAGGAGAACCUGGGCCUGACCCAGGGCAAGCUGCAUGAAGUCAGUCAUGAAAGGGACUCGCUGCAGAGGCAGCUCAACACUGCUCUGCCACAGGAGUUUGCUGCACUGACGAAGGAGGUGAACGCAUGUCGGGAGCAGCUACUGGAGAAGGAGGAGGAGAUUGCUGAGCUGAAGGCUGAGAGGAACAACACACGGCUCCUUUUGGAGCACUUGGAGUGCCUGGUGUCUCGACACGAGCGCAGUCUGAGGAUGACCGUGGUGAAGAGACAAGCCCAGUCACCAGCAGGCGUCUCCAGUGAGGUCGAGGUUCUCAAAGCCCUCAAGUCCCUUUUUGAACACCACAAAGCCCUUGAUGAGAAGGUAAGGGAGAGACUUCGUGUGGCCUUGGAAAGAUGUAGCGCGCUGGAAGAACAGCUCACCAUCUCACAUAAAGAACUAGCUUACCUCAGGGAGCAAAACUGCCAGAAAAAAGGGCUGACAGAUGGAACCAACGAGCUCAACCACAACUCUGACAACACACCAAGCACUAAUGGCAAGCGGUCAUCAGAUGGCUCGCUGAGUCAGGAGGAGGAAUUGGGGUCUGGGCCGGGGAAGGUGGGUGAGCUGCAGGACAUGGUGGAGCGCCAGACAGCUGACCUGGGCCAGAUGAAGGAGCGCAUGGCUGCUAUGGUAUCACGGAUAAGUGAGCUAGAGGAAGACCUGGACACGGCCCGAAAAGAUCUCAUCAAGUCUGAAGACAUGAACACACGACUACAGAGAGACCUGAGAGAGUCAAUGGCUCAGAAGGAAGACAUGGAAGAGAGGAUCACCACCCUGGAGAAGCGUUACCUGGCAGCUCAGCGGGAGGCCACCUCCGUCCACGACCUCAAUGACAAGCUGGAGAAUGAAGUGGCUAACAAGGAGUCCCUUUUCAGACAAACUGAGGACAGAAACCGGCAGCUUCAGGAGAAGCUGGAGCUGGCUGAGCAGAAGCUGCAGCAGACUAUCCGCAAAGCAGAGACGCUGCCAGAGGUGGAAGCAGAGCUAGCACAAAGGGUAGCAGCCCUCACAAAGGCAGAAGAGCGCCAUGGCAACGUGGAGGAGAGACUUAGGCAGAUGGAGGCUCAGCUGGAGGAGAAGCACCAGGAACUUCUCAGGGCCCGGCAGCGGGAGAAAAUGAACGAGGAGCAUAACAAGCGUCUGUCUGAGACGGUUGAUAAACUCCUGUCCGAGUCCAAUGAGAGACUCCAGCUCCACCUCAAAGAGAGGAUGUCUGCCCUGGAGGAUAAGAACGCCUUGAUCAGAGAACUGGAACAUACCAAGAAGCUGAUUGAGGAGUCACACCAUGAGAAGGAGCAGCUCCUGAUCCAGAUUGAGACCAUGAGGGCAGAGACCGAGCAGGGCAGGAGCAGGAGUAACUCCUUACUACAUGGACGGUCUCACCUGGGCAGCACUCCAGAUUUCAGGUACCCAGUGUCAGCCUCCUCCAUGGUGGACAGCAACUCAGAUCACUAUGGCGGUGCUCUGGUGCUGAGGCGGCCACAGAAGGGCCGAGUGGCAGCACUCCGGGACGAGCCAUCCAAGCGACAUGUGCAGACUUUGAAUGAGCAAGAGUGGGAGCGUGUUCAGCAGGCCAACGUGCUGGCCAAUGUAGCACAGGCCUUUGAAAGCGACAUGGAGGCCUCAGACCUGGAGGAGGACCGCGAGACGAUUUUCAGCUCGGUGGACCUGUUGUCUCCUGGUGGCCAGGCCGAUGCACAGACCCUGGCCUUAAUGCUGCAGGAGCAGCUGGAUGCCAUCAACAAUGAAAUCAGAAUGAUUCAAGAGGAGAAGGAGAGCACAGCCAUGCGGGCGGAGGAGAUCGAGUGCCGGGUGGGCAGCGGCGACAGCCUCGGAGGACGUUUCCGCUCCAUGAGCUCCCUCCCCCCGUCGCUGUGUCCGGGCUCCUCCUUGGGGGGCUCGCCACCAGGCUCUGGCAGCUCUACCCCCAGACGUAUCCCCCGUAGCCCCAACAGAGAGCUGGACCGCAUGGGCGUCAUGACCCUGCCUAGUGACCUGCGCAAGCACCGCAGGAAGUCUGCUCAGGAUGACAAGGCCACUAUCCGGUGUGAGACAUCACCCCCCACCACUCCACGCUCCAUGCGCCUAAACAAGACAGCAGGACACGCUGCCAGCCAUGAGGACAUUCGAGACCUGCGUGGUCUGGCUGGUCUGCAGGACGGCCAAGGCAGUAACCCAAGCAGCAGUAACAGCAGCCAGGAUUCUCUUAACAAAGCAGCCAAGAAGAAGAGCAUCAAGUCUUCCAUCGGACGCCUCUUUGGUAAAAAGGAGAAGGGCCGACCCAGCAUCCCAGGGAAGGACUCCCCCAGCCAAGCUGGCACUCCUGAGGCAGAGAGCUCUCCCAAGGAUGGCAUGGGAAUGGGCACACUGGGAGGCCCUGCAGAAAAGAGCAGGAAGCUACAAAAGAAUCCAAAGACAGGGCAUGAAUUGCUGGAAGAGGCUCGCAGGCAGGGCCUGCCAUUUGCCCAGUGGGAUGGCCCCACCGUUGUGGUCUGGCUGGAGCUGUGGGUGGGCAUGCCAGCCUGGUAUGUGGCAGCGUGCCGUGCCAAUGUGAAGAGUGGAGCCAUCAUGUCAGCGCUAUCAGACACAGAGAUCCAGAGGGAGAUUGGCAUCAGUAACCCACUGCAUCGUCUGAAACUCCGUUUGGCUAUCCAAGAGAUCAUGUCUCUCACCAGCCCCUCUGCCCCUCCCACUUCCAGAACGUCCACGGGAAACGUUUGGGUCACGCACGAAGAAAUGGAAAGUUUGGCAGCCACGCCCCCCACGGAGGAUGACGAGGGUAGCUGGGCUCAGACGCUGGCAUAUGGAGACAUGAACCACGAGUGGAUUGGUAAUGAGUGGCUGCCCAGCCUGGGCCUGCCCCAGUACCGCUCCUACUUCAUGGAGUCCCUGGUGGACGCCCGCAUGCUCGACCAUCUCACCAAGAAGGACCUUAGGGGACAGCUCAAAAUGGUGGACAGCUUCCAUAGAAACAGUUUUCAGUGUGGAGUAAUGUGUCUGAGGAGACUCAACUAUGACAGGAAGGAGCUGGAGAGGAGGAGGGAAGACGCUCAGCUGGAGCUCCAAGACGUGCUGGUGUGGAGUAACGAGAGGGUGAUCAGCUGGGUUCAGGCCAUCGGGCUGAAGGAGUACAGUAGCAACCUUUACGAGAGCGGAGUCCACGGAGCGCUGCUCGCCCUUGACGAAACCUUCGAUCACAACGCUCUGGCCCUGCUGCUGCAGAUCCCCACGCAGAAUACACAGGCCCGAGCAACUCUGGAGCGUGAAUACAACAGCCUGCUUGCCAUUGGCACCGACAGGAGAAUGGAAGAGGAUGAGGAUAAGAACUUCCGCCGGGCCCCGUCAUGGAGAAAAAAGUUCAGGCCCAAAGACAUGAGGGGGAUGUCCUUGGGUUCAUCAGACACCCUGCCCGCCAACUUCCGAGUGACCAAUAGCAGCGCAGCGUCUCCCUCCACGCAGCCAAAGAGGAGCCCCAUGGACGGGAGUCAGUCUAUACAGAGGCUGGACACUGCCACAGUCAGGACCUACUCUUGUUAACACACAACCCAACACAACGUUUAUCCUCAUUAUUUCUAUAGGUAACCGCUGGUCAGAAGAUGAAGGGGAGUUCCCUGCAUUCAAGACCAGGAUGAUGAACUGAUUUAACCUGCAAGGACACUAUUUUCUUUUUGUUUUGUUUUUUGUUUUUUGUUUUUUUCCAUCACAGAGAGACAUUAGUCACCAAUCUUAUCCCUAGAGGACACAUUCUAGAUUUAUCUGCAUUUGUUAUAUAUAUAUUUAUGUAAACCAAUGGGACAUUUCAUUUAUUUUAGAAUUACCAUGUAAUCUAUUUUGCCUCCAUUCCCCUUAAUCAACACCCCCUUUUUUUGAAAACGUUUUUCCCCCCACUGUGCCCUUAUGAAGCUUAACUCUCUCAGAUGUAACUGAAUGUUUCAACUGUCUGGAGUUUGUAUAUUUCUAUCAACAGGCAUUUUAUCUAAUCUUUUUUAUAAUCCUGAUCCUAUUGACCAGAUGUAUGUUUUAUUUCCUCUCUUUGAUUUGAAUUCUAAUCAUUGAAUUUAUGCUAAAGUGACUUUGAUAUGUGAUAUAACUUAAUUCUAUAUCCUUUUUCCCUUUUUAACUGUUGUAAUUUUUUUAGCUUAUCACUUGUGAAUAUUUGUAAAUGCAGCCUUUUUUUUUUUUUUUUGUUUUUUGUUUUUUUUUGUUUGUUUGUUUGUUUGUUUGGUCAAUGGAUUUGUGAAUAUCAGACAAAAUUGCUGGAGUCGUCGGACUGUUUCACAAACCCGCUCAACACUGUGGUUGAUCCAUCACCGGGAAAGUACCUGCUGGCAAGCCAGGCGCUGGUGACAACAGAUAUCAUGUGAAACGGUUAAUUUCCUUUUCUCUUCUUCUUCUUCUUCUUUGUCUUCUUCUCCUUGUUCUUCUUCCUUUAUGUUUAUUUUUCAUAUCUGCGAUACCAAAAUUAAACUCUUGAAUAAACGCAAAGAAAAGCCAUAUAACAGUAGCAGAAAAAAAAGAAAAAGAAAAAAAAAUAAGAAGAAGAGGGCUACUUUCGGAUGCAAGCGAAAACAGAAUUCCAGGUUCUCACUAGUUGACCUUGCAUGUGGAAACCUUUCCACUUGACUCCCCACACCCCCUCCCCCUCCCAGACCAGCCCUUUAAAAACACUAACCCCACCUCCUCCUCCUCCUCUGGAGACACACAGGACGGCUCAGACGUACGCGAGGAACCUCAAACGUACAGAUGAGUUCAAAAUGUGGCGGCUCUCCUUCGAUGGACCAACUUCACUGCGGCCUCAAUCGAUCCCCGCUCUGACUCGAUAUCCCUCAAGGCGGCGUGAUCCACCCACAAACCUUUGUUGUUGUUUUUUUUAAAAAAAGUAAACACUUUGUACGAAGACUUCAUAUCAAGCCUUAUCGUUUCUUCUUAACUCCUUACUGUCCUUUUUUUUUCCUUAUUUAUUAUUAUUCAUUCACUUUGUGUGUGUUGUCAGUUUUAUUUUCUAGAAACCACAAUUUGUUCCUUUAUAUGUGGCAAAGCUGUUCGUGUUUUAAGUUUUCCUUCUCGCCUGCGCUCCAAACACAGGUUCCACCAUUGGUUUUCAUGGCAAAUGACAUGGAACUGAAGACGUUUCCUUCACCCUACAUGUACUGCGUAUAAUAGUCAUGUUAUCUUUUUUUUCUGUCUUUGUGAUUUAGUCAUUUAUGCACAAUGCAAAUCAUGUUGCUGUUAUUUUCCCCUCCCUCCGCUUUCAUUGAGAAGUUCUCCUGAUCUUGUAACAAAAUGAUGUACAGUCUGAGUACUUAUGAACUAUUUUUAUCACAGUAUUAUUUAUUGCUUACUUUCAAUAAAAUACUGAAACUUAUUUUCCACCGCAAAUAAAAAAAAACUAAGUCUU